Molecule: messenger RNA, 2437 nt
Organism: Oryctolagus cuniculus (rabbit)
Lineage: Eukaryota; Metazoa; Chordata; Mammalia; Lagomorpha; Leporidae
Source: RefSeq, a predicted model, not a curated record
CCUUGGGCUCCUUCGCCCUUCUCCCCUCCGUGGUGGCAGUCGCUCCUGGGGGUGGGAGGGCCGGGGUCCUGGUUCCGGUUCCCGUCGGCGGGGGGAGGACAUUUUUUCUCCAGAUGUCCUCUCCCCGCACCUUUAAGCCGUCCCUCAGCCUCCCCUGCCCAGAACUCGUCCCUUUUUCGUAACUUAGCCCCAGGCCCUCAGCCCUGGCGAGCUCUCGGCCAUGCGGGCGCCCUGCAGGCGGGGACCCUCGUGGGCUGCCCGGGCAGUCGCUCCCGCCGCCCGUGACGCCGCGCCAGGGCCAGGUGCACCUGUGGUGGCGGCCACCAGACGCCCGCGGCCCGGGCUCCCCGGUGGAGCGGCACGCGGCCGUGCGCCAUGCGCGGCGGGCACUGCUAGGCAACUGGGGGGUGGCCAUGCCGCCGCCACAACUUCCUGUCUGCUGGGUCGUGGGGGUCCUUGCAGGCCGCCUGCUCCCCCCAGUGCCCGGGGAGAGGAGGGCGAGUGCCCACCACGCACUCGGCGACUUCCCUGGCGGCGAGGAGGAGUGACCGUUGAGCAGGUAGUUGUGCACGUGUCCAGGCCAGGCCGGAGAGAACUUGUGGACAUUUUCUGUGUUCCCCAGGAAACUUGAGGAGAUCACUUUUCGCUGUGAGAUGGGAAGAGUACCCUCUUAGAUUAAAAACUUGGAAGAAAAGUGUAGCAGCCGUAGUCCAAAAAAGCAGUCUCCAUGUGGUCACACGAACGCUACCUUCAAAAUGAGUGUUUUCCAGAAAGCAGGCAGCCUGCUUCUGCAAAGUGGUAUGAUCGAAGGGACUAUGUCUUCAUUGAAUUCUGUGUUGAAGACAGUAAAGAUGUUAAUGUAAAUUUUGAAAAAUCCAAACUUACAUUCAGUUGUCUUGGAGGAAGUGAUAAUUUUAAGCAUUUAAAUGAAAUUGACCUUUUUCAUUGUAUUGAUCCAAAUUCUAGAGAACGUAAGGGAAGAAGUAAGAAAGGAGAGGAUUCCAAGCACAAAAGAACGGACAGAUCAAUUUUAUGUUGUUUACGAAAAGGAGAAUCUGGCCAGUCAUGGCCAAGGUUAACAAAAGAAAGGGCAAAGCUCAAUUGGCUUAGUGUGGACUUCAAUAAUUGGAAAGACUGGGAAGAUGAUUCAGAUGAAGACAUGUCUAAUUUUGAUCGUUUCUCUGAGAUGAUGAACAACAUGGGUGGUGAUGAGGAUGUAGAUUUGCCAGAAGUAGAUGGAGCAGAUGAUGAUUCACAAGACAGCGAUGAUGAAAAAAUGCCAGAUCUGGAAUAAGGAGUAUUGUCAUCACCUGGAUUUUGAGAAAGUGAUUUCUCUGCAAAAUUUCAUAAUUGAGAGAAUUCCUGAGUUGAUAGCUCUAAAGGUGGAUGCUGUAUUUGCCUCCUUUAACCCAUUUUUCAACCUAUUUGUUUUUUUAAAAGGCUUCACUAAGGGUUGAUAUGUACCAUUGUAAGGGGCAGUUUUAAGUCAGCUAAGGCAAUAACCUUAUGCAUGAACAUUUCCCAGACUUCAUGAAGCUGUUGAGGUCCUAGAUAAUUGAUACAGCAGUUGUGAUAAAUAAAAACAUUUCACUUAAGUCUCCUUUACUUCUUCAUAACAUAGAUACUGACAUGAUAGGAAGUGCUCAGCUUAGGGAAAGAUAAGUAAAUUUUAGGGUUUAGAACAUGGACUCAAACGUGGCUGAAACAAAUUGGCUGACACCUUAAACUGAUAACCGGCUAUUCCUCUGGUGUAUCCUUCAGGAGUGUUCCACUAAAGUUUAUUUUUCAAAAAAUUCACUUCACAUUAUUCUAUGUAAGUGAUCACUUGUCAGUGUUCCAGAUGUAUCUUAGCUAAAACUAGUGAAUGCCCUAACUUAGAUGGUUUUUGAAGCCUAUACAUUUGGUAUUGUUUGGCCCUUAAGCUUUUACAUCUCUUAGCAUGGAGGACGAAGAAAGCUGUACAUUGUUGCUUGAGAGUCUGUACAUUUAGACCAGAUUUGUAUUUGCACUGUCAGUAUGGCAAAUGAGUGAAGAAAAUGUUAAUACACUAUUGGAAAUUUUUUUUUAUUUCUUUUUUUUUUCUGGUUCAGCUUAUACCAGGGCUGAAAACCUCAAUUUAUGUUCAUGACAGUGGGGAUUUUUUUAAAUGUCUACAUUCUUUCUAAUAAACUGUUGGAAGACUUCUUGGCUGUCCUUUUAAGUGUCUGGUUUACCGUAACUUCAUGUAUUUACCAUUUACUGGAAUGGAAUUUUUAUUUUUAUUUGAGAAAGAACUUGGGACUAUUCCUCUGUUGAAUAAAGAGGCUUGCUGUAAUGUCACAGGAGACCUUCUUAAAGUGGAUCUGUAAUAGAAAAUUGUAGAUGCACUUGGCAGCAGUUGAAAAAGGAAGUUGUUGUGAUUUGAUUGAAAUAAAACUGAAUGUGUUGUCCUCCACUA